This is a messenger RNA of Nelumbo nucifera (sacred lotus), 489 nucleotides long. Lineage: Eukaryota; Viridiplantae; Streptophyta; Magnoliopsida; Proteales; Nelumbonaceae. The record is from RefSeq and is a predicted model, not a curated record.
CGGAACGAUAACAGAGAAGGUUUUGGAAAAGAGGAAGAGGAGGAGGAAAGGUGAAAGAUGGAUCUAAGGCACGUAGAGAGCAUUUUGAAAGACUCGGAGAACGGUGGGUUGGUAAAGAAGAAAGAAGCACUGGUUUCGAAGCUUGACGAUAGAAAUGAAGUCGAUUUCGGCACUGCUCUCCAGUUGUUUCUAGAUCAUAUUUCUGUGGAUUCAAUCGUAGGGAUCAGAAAUUCACAAGUUCUGGAGCUGAACUCGGAUGAUUGCUUGCAAGAUGCAAUCCGUUUAUUGUACGAAAAAAAUGUAUCGGGGGCUCUUAUUGCAGGUGUCCUGGAAUCCGAUUCCACUGGGAGAUACUCGGAUCGAUAUGUUGGCUUCGUUCAGUUUGCUAGCAUGGUUCUAUGGUCUCUUGAGGUAAUUCAUUCCCACGACCUUGUACUUAUUAGUGAUCACCGUCUUCCAGAUCUUUGUCAAAGGAGGAGGGAAUAUUAA